AUGGUAGAGCGUCUGAAACCUUUAAUGACAAAUCUGAUUGGUCCGGCUCAAGCUAGUUUUAUCCCCGGGAGAGUAAGUACGGAUAAUAUAGUGUUCGUUCAAGAAGCAGUCCAUUCCAUGAGAAGAAAAAAAGGGGUAAAGGGCUGGAUGCUUUUGAAGUUGGAUUUGGAGAAGGCUUAUGAUAGGAUCCGAUGGGAUUAUCUGGAGGAUACACUUAUUUCUGCGGGGUUCCCCGAAGUUUGGCUUCCGGAGAUCGCCCGGAGCACGUUUGGUGCAAGGAGGGUUGCUCCUGAAGUGGGUCGUGCGGAUGCUUCUAAACGACCGCGGGUAAGCGACCAUAGAUGGGGCUUUCGUUACGACGAUAUGGCUGCUCCCUUUACUUCUAAUUCUGUUGCUUGUGCUGAGCUUCUUCGUGAAAUUGGUCGUGGCUCGGGUAUUCCUUCGAUGCCCUUAGACUUGAAGGAGGAGAAAGUUUUCGCCGGAGCGGCCAGGAAGUCGAUCGAGGCGAUCGCCGAAUGGGAUCGUUUGACUUAUUUGUACGAGCGUUGUGUUCGGAGCCUUUCCGUAGAGGCUACUAACGCGAAAGAUGCCCAUGAGGCUUUGGCCGUUGAAAAGGAAAAAGUAGCUCAGGCGCUGGCCGACCUGGCAAGGUCUCAAGACGACGCCAAGGAGAUGAAGAGGAAAUAUGACGAGUUAGCUGGUCGCGCUCUUUCGGAGAUGAAGAGGCUUCGAGAACGUCGACUUGAAUAUGCUGAAUUUGUCCGGAGAUCGGCCCUUGAUAAGAUGGCGGAGCUCGUUCAGAAGCGAUUGGAUCGUAUUAAAGCUCAUAUUGACGAUACGAAGGCGGCAGAACCAAAGUUUCUUGAAUUCAACCAAAUGUUAAGAUUGGUAGCGGAUGCAGAGGAAUUGGAGGCCGAGGUGAAAGCUUUUGGUAUCACCGAUCUUAUGGACGGCGACUUCGAUGUUCGUACUUUAUUUGCCGAGCUGAGUCCUGAUAAUCGUAAUUCCGUUCCACCGCCGACUGAAGGGGAAGAUCUCGCGGAUGGACGAGGUGAGUGCGAAGGCCAAGCUGGUGAAAGAAUCGUUGGUCAAACUGAAGUUCGAGACGAGAUCGCGGAUGCUAGAGACUGAUAUUCCAGGAGGCUAAGCCAAAGGGAAGAAGCGGAGCUCAGAUGCCUAAAGAGAUCCCAAUAUGGCAAAACAAAAAAUAUUCUAAAAACUGAAUAAUCAACGAAUUUUAUAUUAUGUGACCAAAAAAUGAAAACAGAAACUA
Arabidopsis thaliana (thale cress) is the source of this 1273-nucleotide messenger RNA. RefSeq names its product RNA binding / RNA-directed DNA polymerase. The record is from RefSeq and is marked reviewed. Bases 1 to 1131 code for a protein of 376 amino acids. NCBI's taxonomy places the organism in Eukaryota, Viridiplantae, Streptophyta, Magnoliopsida, Brassicales, Brassicaceae. The transcript is spliced from 4 exons.